Molecule: messenger RNA, 7596 nt
Organism: Mya arenaria
Lineage: Eukaryota; Metazoa; Mollusca; Bivalvia; Myida; Myidae
Product: tetraspanin-17-like
Exons: 8
Coding region: 108-917 (269 amino acids)
Biological process (GO): protein maturation; protein localization to plasma membrane
Cellular component (GO): membrane
Source: RefSeq, a predicted model, not a curated record
AUUUGGUCCAUUGUGUUUUCAUACAAAAAAGCAAUGUUUUUGUCUUCGUUUUAAAAGGAAUCUUACUAUUUUAGGCCAGCAUCUUUGUUAUUUCAAAGACUGUGACAAUGCCUAGAAAACGACGACGUGAUUCAACUGAAGUGAGCUGUAUGAUCAAAUAUCUCAUGUUUGGAUUCAAUGUUUUGUUUUGGCUGAUCGGCACUGGAAUAUGCGCUAUCGGGCUGUGGGCAUGGACGGAGAAGGACAUGUUCACGAACAUUGGUCGCCUAACGAACGUGGCGUUGGACCCCGCCAUGGUCUUUAUCAUGAUUGGAGGUGUCAUGUUUAUAAUCGGCUUCGCCGGCUGUAUCGGCGCUCUCAGAGAAAACACAAAACUUCUCCUCUUUUUUUCCGUCUGCGUUGGUCUCAUUUUCACAGUUGAACUCGUGUUCGCAAUAUUGGCCUUUGUCUAUAAGGGCUGGGUUCAGGUCCAAAUCGAGACCCAGAUUCACAACAUGAUUGUGAACUAUCGGGACGACCCGGAUCUACAGAACCUAGUUGAUUGGGUCCAGAAGGACUGGUUGAAGUGUUGUGGAGUGACAGAUUACCGUGACUGGGAGAUGAACAUCUACUUUAACUGUACGUCCCCGGGCGGAGAGGCGUGUGGCGUGCCCUUCUCCUGCUGUAAACCAACAGAUGCUGUUAUAGCAAAUCGACAUUGCGGAUAUGAAAUCAUGAAAAGUUCAAAUGAUUUUAAGCGUGCAGGAGUGAUCUACACCGAAGGCUGUAUACCAUCGGGGCAGAUGUGGUUUGAGAAGAACCUAAUACCCGUCGCCUCCGUAGCUGUCGCUUUGGCAGUGUUACAAAUAUUGGGUAUAUGUUUUGCUCACAAUCUCCGCGGCGACAUCAACAGACAGAAAUCACGAUGGCGCCAUUGACAUACGGCGAGACUUCGCAACUAACAAUGCAGGAUAGACCAUACCAUAUACAUUGACUUUAAUGUUUUUAUCACUUAUGGAGGUUUUAAUAUGUAUUGUGUUUGCGAAGUCUGUUAUUUUUCUUAAGGUAUAUUGAUAUAUAUGAAAGGAUUAUAAGUCAUAGAUAUAUUUUAGUCUUAAACUGGGUUGUUUUUAUUUCAUUUUUAAAGGAUCUGUUACAAUAAAACUGAUCCAAAUAGAUAUGUUCAUGUGUAACAUGUUACUUUUAUUUGUCUUGGGGUUCUAGUCAUGGUUCCAUCUUAAUAUACUAUACGAAUUUAUUAGUGAUUGUUCAACCACAGCAUACUAUAAGAAUUAGUGAUUGUUCAACUACAGCAUAUUAUAAGAAUUAGUGAUUGUUCAACCACAACAUACUGUUAUAACUAGUGAUUGUUCAACCACAGCAUACUGUAAGAAUUAGUGAUUGUUAAACCUCAACAUUCUAUAAGAAUUAGUGAUUGUUCAGCCUCAACAUUCUAUAAGAAUUAGUGAUUGUUCAACUACAGCAUAUUAUAAGAAUUAGUGAUUGUUCAACCACAGCAUACUGUUAUAACUAGUGAUUGUUCAACCACAGCAUACUAUAAGAAUUAGUGAGUGUUCAACAGUUACUACAGCAUAUUAUAAGAAUUAGUGAUUGUUCAACCAUAACAUACUGUUAUAACUAGUGAUUGUUCAACCACAGCAUACUGUAAGAAUUAGUGAUUGUUCAGCCUCAACAUUCUAUAAGAAUUAGUGAUUGUUCAGCCUCAACAUUCUAUAAGAAUUAGUGAUUGUUCAGCCUCAACAUUCUAUAAGAAUUAGUGAUUGUUCAACCUCAACAUUCUAUAAGAAUUAGUGAUUGUUAAACCUCAAUAUACUAUAGAGUUAGUGAUUGUAAUCAACCACAAUUUACUAUAAGAAUAAGUGAUUGUUCAACCUUAAUAUUCUAUAAAAAUUAUUGAUUGUUCAACCACAAUAUACUAUAAGAAUUAUUGAUUGUUCAACCACAAUAUACAAUAGAAUUUAUGCUUUUUGGACCUCUACAAAAAAUCAUGAUCAUUUGACCACAAAUUACUAAGUAUUGAAAAAAAUAAUAUAUUAAUAUUUAUUGAAGAUCUACAAAAAAAUUGUUGAGAUAAAAUCUUGGCAUUCAGAAUUUUAAAGCUGCUCUCUCACAGAUUGACAGUGUUGACCUUUCUUUUAAUUUUUGUCUCGGAAUCAGCUGAUUUUGGCAAUAAGAUGACUCACAUUAGAACAGGUCUAAAUUGUUUGGAAAACUGCUGAAAUUUUCAUUUUUCUUAAAGCGUUAGUAACGCUUUUAGCCAUAUAACAUAAAUUUUCCAACCUAAAUAUGAAAAACUGCAAUCUGAUUUUUUUUCAGCAAUCACUGGUUUUUAGACAUUAUGCAAAAAUUGGCUGAUUCCAAGAUAAAAAAUUAAUGUAUUAACGGUCAAUCUGUGAGACUGCAGCUUUGAAGUCAUUUCACUUUUUUAUUUAAUACAUGUAGGUGCCUGAUGUUUUUAUCAAUGAGUGUACUACAAAAUAUCAUUCGAUCAGGUAAUAAUUAUGUUUGUCAAUUAGUUUGUAUUUGAUUAAGAAUCUUUAAAUGCUGUUUGUCUUGAAAAUAAUUGUUAAGCUGUAUGUUACAUUAUUGUUUUGUUUUGCGUAUGAUGUUAUCAGUUCACACUGCUACUAUCCACAAGUUCUUGAAUUCCACUGUAUCACUAAAUGAAUUUCCACAUCAAUGGCUAGUUUUGGUACUGAGUUCAGGGGCCAUGAUUACGGACAGUCUCCAGUCUGAGAUAAGACUCAAGUGGCCAAACUGCAAAUCUUGAAGUUAUUUAUCUUUCUUUCUAGUAUAGUUUUCAUAUGAAAUUUGCUGAAUUUAUUUAAGGAAUGAAUUGCGGGGUUGAUGUCAUUAUCGGGGUAUGAACGCAAUUGGGUUGGUCAAUGUGUGUUAAGUCCGAAGAUAAUAGAACGACUGGACUAUAACCGGAAACACUUUUUCAAAUGACGUCACAAUAACGCGGGAAAAGAUCAACCACUUGAAAUCACUUUAAAACGUAAAAUUGAAACUCUUCUGGUACCAAUAUAUUUAAAAUUUUAUAAACUAACACUUUUAAAAAUUUUGAUUUAUAUUUUACGGGACCUGCAGACACAAUACAACCAAUAACAAGAUCAAUAGCUUUCAUGUAUAUUGUUAUGCAAUGAAUUACAAUCCGAAGAUGUUGCGUUCAUCGAUUGAUGAACGCAACUGCCGAAAGGCAGUUCAUUGAAGGAAUGGAAGUUGGGGUGUAAAUAUUACUAUUUGAAUUGUACAGUCUUCACAUUUAUUUUUGUAAUAUAAAUGAAAUAAAUAUGAUUUUUUUGUAAUUUAAGUGCUUCUUUGAGUCUGGGUCUAGACUUGGCCUUGAGACUAUUCUUAAUCAUUGCCUCUUGCACUUCAACCACUUUUCAGCUCUUUCCAGAGACAAUUACCGUUUUUGUUUCGCAAAACUUACUAGGUAGGUCCUCUGAAUAAGAUUCUGUCUACAAACUGAGUAAUCGAGAAAAGCUUAAUAUGUAUAUCAUAUUUUAAAUCAAAGUCUUCGGAAUCCAUCCAUGGUCAAAAAAAGAAACAGGCUGUAAAUGUGGCAUAUUUUAGGCUUUAUUAUUCAGCAGCCAGUUGUAUAAGCUUGUUAAUUCUUUGGUUUGAUAUGUAACUACCGGGUAUAUAUCCAAUAAUUAAUAUCAAUCAACCUUAAUCGAGGCAUGUAAAUGUUCAAACUACAAUGUAGCCUGAAUUUUAACUUAUGGACACCUCCUAAAAGUUCUAUACCACUGGCUGCAGGUUUAUUUUUCAACAUUUUAUUCAUUGAAUGUUGAAUACAAACUCUUGUUUUAAAGUGAUUCUAGUUUUGAAGUUCUAGUGAUGUUUUUUUAAAGUUAUUCUAUUUGAUAUAAUCAGGUUUAUUAUAUUGUUACUUGGAAGUGGUAUGCAUGUUGCAUACAUCAUUUUUCAAGAGUAUUUUUAAAAAAAAAAUCACUUGUACAUUAUAAUGUUUAUAUUCUGUCAUAAAACAUCCAUUUUAUAUGUACAUUUUUGUUCAUUGUAUUAGCAUAUAUUAUCAUUUGUUUGUGUUGACUUCAUUACAGAAUUCACAUAUAUUUAUUAUCCGCACUAAUUUUUGCGCUGGCUGUAACAGAUAAUUGCAAUGUCAGUUUUGAGAAGUUAUGAAUAUUUGCAAUGUAAGUUUGUAGAAAGAAGCAGAUAUUUGCAAUGUCAGUUUGUAGAAAGAAGCAGAUAUUUGCAAUGUCAGUUUGUGGAAUAAUCAGAUAUUUGCAAUGUCAGUUUGUGGAAGAAUCAGAUAUUUGCAAUGUCAGUUUGUGGAAAGAAGCAGAUAUUUGCAAUGUCAGUUUGUAGAAGAAUCAGAUAUUUGCAAUGUCAGUUUGUGGAAGAAUCAGAUAUUUGCAAUGUCAGUUUGUAGAAAGAAGGAGAUAUUUGCAAUGUCAGUUUGUGGAAUAAUCAGAUAUUUGCAAUGUCAGUUUGUGGAAAGAAGCAGAUAUUUGCAAUGUCAGUUUGUAGAAGAAUCAGAUAUUUGCAAUGUCAGUUUGUGGAAAGAAGCAGAUAUUUGCAAUGUCAGUUUGUGGAAAGAAGCAGAUAUUUGCAAUGUCAGUUUGUAGAAAGAAUCAGAUAUUUGCAAUGUCAGUUUGUGGAAAGAAGCAGAUAUUUGCAAUGUCAGUUUGUGGAAGAAUCAGAUAUUUGCAAUGUCAGUUUGUGGAAAGAAGCAGAUAUUUGCAAUGUCAGUUUGUAGAAAGAAGCAGAUAUUUGCAAUGUCAGUUUGUAGAAAAAAGCAGAUGUUUGCAAUGUCAGUUUGUAGAAAGAAGCAGAUGUUUGCAAUGUCAGUUUGUAUAUGAAACAUUUAUUCACAUUUUAGUUUACACUCAUCAAAAGAUUAGGAUGGCUUUUGAAUUAUCAGUUAUACAAGUCAAGCCUCAUUCAUGUUAACCUUAAAAGUGCUUUCCAUUGCUAGUCAUGUUUUUAGUUAGAUUUGUAUCAUUAAAAUAAAGAAUGGUUUAGAACAUGCUUGACAUAUAUAUUUUACACUCAUACAUAAUUAUUAUAUUCAUUAUCAAAUAGAUUUUUGUAAGGCCUUAAAUUCAAGAAGAUUUGUUUUCCGACCUCCUGUCUGACAACAGUAAUCUGAUCUUAUUAUUGCCCCUGCCCUGGACUGUUUUUAUCUAACAUUUUUUUCUUCUUUAAUAGUUUUUUUUCUACUGGCAAUAAAGGUCCUUUUUAUAUUGCACUCAAAUUUAUAUUGCAUGUCAUGUGUAGACUUCUAGACAAAAUGAUAAGAUAAAUUUCUUAAAUUUUUAAAAUGAAAUGCAGUGUUUCUAUUGUAAGAAUUCAUGAUAUUUGUGCUCAUGUUUUAAACCAUAAUAGUUUUCAUGUAUUUAAUAGUCACUCGCCAGUUGCCAAUAGAGACAAUUAUAAAUAACUCAUGUAUAUUAUUCUAAUUGGCAUAAAAUAAAUCUAACAAAGUUAGUAUGCUAUACUGUUAAAUGGGUCAAAGUUUGAAUUAUAUUUCCUUUUCUGUUAUUUUUUAUUGUUAAUCUUUUAAAUAAUGUCUUUGACUGAUAUAUAAAUAAGAUUUAAGAUUUGUAUUGUUUAAGACAGUCUCGAAAAGUUAUUGUCUUAUAAUAAGAAAGUUUUAAAGUUAUUGUCUUAUAAUAAGAAAGUUUUAAAAAGUAUAACUCAUGGCCUGUGUGGUGCCCUCAAAAAACGGGCUAGCUGGAACACUGAAGCUUAUAUUUGAAUACAGUUCUUCUUCUUCAAUUUGGUUACCAUGCUUAAUGAUAAACAUUUGAAGAACAUGCUGUAUGCAGCAGUAAUGUCACCUUAUUGCAAUAACUCUAUAACUGCUUCUAUUUAUGUAUACAGGUAUUGAGUUAUUGCACUAGGUCGACAUCCAUGUGCUAAUAUUUAUUUACAAAUGGUCAUCCCUUAAUUGGCCAAUGACAACCAGCCUUUUUAGCUUGAUUAUUCGAAGAAUAGGUGGGCUAUACUGCUCGCCCCAGUGUCGGCGUCCGGUUAAUGUUUUACAGCAAGUUGGGAUUUUCACUUAUAAGUCCAAUACCCUACAUUCAAUUGACUUAAUACUUCACACAGUUGUUCAGGGCCAUCACAUGAUGAGGUUAGAUAACUCCAUAUUAUUCUUUACACAGAUUAUGGCCCCUGAUUGACUAUGGAACUUGGGUUAAAGUUUUAGGGCAAGUUGGAAUAUUUAUUAAUAACUUCUAUAUCCUUUGUUCAAUUAACUUAAUACUUCACACAGUUGUUCAGGACCAUCCCACAAUGAGGUUACAUAACUCCAUAUUAUCCUAAAUACAAGUUAUGGCCCCUGAUUGACUUAGGUUAAAGUUUUAGUGCAAAUUGGGAUUUUCACUUAAAACUCCAAUACCAUUCAUUCAAUUCACUUAAUACUUCACACAGAUGUUCAGAGCCAUCACAUAAUGAGGUUAGAUAACUCCAUAUUAUCUUUUAUACAAAUUAUGGCCCCUGAUUGACUAUGGAACUUAGGUUAAAGUUUUAGGGCAGGUUGGGAUAUUGUUUAAUAACUUCUAUACCCUUCAUUCAAUUGACUUAAUACUUCACACAAUUGUUCAGGACCAUCACCCAAUGAGGUUACAUAACUCCAUACCCUUAAUACAAGUAAUGGCCCCUGAUUGACUUAGGUUAAAGUUUUAGGCAAGUAAAAGUUAAGGGCAAGUUGGGUUUUUAAUAAAAAAAACUUCUAUACCGUUCAUUAAAUGCACUUAAUAAAAUUCAAAAUUAUAUAUGACCAUCUUACAACAAGAAACAUAACUCCGUUUUAAGCCUAAAUACAAGUUAUGGCCAUUGAUUAUUUUUUUAUUUUUUUUUUAAUUUCCUUUGAAAGGCAUAUUUGUAUAUUCUUAACCACAUUUUCAUAAUGGGAAAUCAAGUUAUUUGAAUGACUUGCGUCAUUGUUUGGGCGGGCUGGUGGGAGGGCAGCAUCAAAGUCACCUUAUGUAUCAAAUAAUUUUAGUUAGGUUUGACAUAAAGAGACCGAACUUGGUAUUAUUACAUCGUUAUUUUAUUCUAAGUCAAAGCGGCGUAGUCGAGCGCGCUGUCUAAGACGGCUCUUGUUCUAAUUGUCAUUUACAGGUAUAUCAAUUUCUUGUCAUCGUUGAAAUUACUAUAUACAUUAACUCAUUCAUGGAGAAUGUUGUUUUUAUGUUUUACCUUUUUUUCAAACAUUCCCUUUUAAAUAUUUGUGUUUGUUUUCUACACCUUUUCUCACAUAAAUCCUUGCGUUGGAUUCUUUUUAAUUUUUACAAUCCUUACUUUGCCAGCUUUAAAUCUAUUUUCAAUAUGUUUACUUUUAUAUGCAUUUAUCUCUAGCAAUAUUUCUAGAUAUACUUGUUUGUUUUAUUCACAUACACAUGUUAAAUUCUUUUGUGGAUGGUUGUAAUAUACAUCAAAAUGGUUGAAAUAUGUUAAGCCAAAGAUCAGAAAAGUAUUUGUUUCAAAAUAAUCUUAAUAUUUAGUAUUUGUUUCACAAAAUCAAAAUUGUUUAUGCAUGUAUUUGUUUCACAAGUUCUUACUAUUUGAAGCAUGUAUUUGUUUCACAAGUUCUUGAUAUUUGAUGCAUGUAUUUGU